AACAAUAACAAACCCCCCCCUUCCCGAGCUUCGGCCGAGCCUCCGCCCCCCCCACCCCAGCCCGGCACUCCCCCGCGGCGGCCCGCUCCCCGCGGCCAAGAGAAGCUGCUCCCCCCGGCGUCCCUCGCCUGCCCGCCCGCCGCCCGCGGGACGCGGCUUCCCCAGCCCUCCGUCCCGCCCGCCGCCCGCCCCCGCCGCAGACACGGGACCAGCUUCGGGGUCAGAUUCGAAGCCGCUUUGGCGCCAAAUCCUGAGGUACAGACUGUGCAGACAUCACUUUCUGAAUCUCCAGUAAUGACCAGCCCCUCACAGCGCAUCCAGAUAAUCUCUACAGACUCUUCAGUUGCUUCACCACAACGCAUUCAGAUUGUGACAGAUCAGCAAACAGGACAGAAAAUCCAGAUAGUGACUGCAGUGGACUCCUCCGUAUCCCCGAAACAGCAAUUUAUCUUGACCAGUCCAGAUGGAACUGGAACAGGAAAGGUGAUAUUGGCAUCACCUGAGACAUCCAGUGCCAAGCAACUUAUUUUCACCACCACGGACAACCUGGUUCCAGGCAGAAUCCAAAUUGUGACUGAUUCUGCUUCUGUUGAGCGCUUAUUGGGGAAAGCAGAUGUCCAGCGGCCUCAGGUGGUAGAAUAUUGUGUGGUGUGUGGAGAUAAAGCAUCAGGUCGUCACUAUGGAGCUGUCAGUUGUGAAGGCUGCAAAGGUUUCUUUAAAAGAAGUGUAAGGAAGAAUUUGACUUACAGUUGCCGAAGCAACCAAGACUGUAUCAUCAAUAAACAUCAUCGGAAUCGCUGCCAAUUCUGUAGACUUAAAAAGUGCUUAGAGAUGGGAAUGAAAAUGGAAUCUGUCCAGAGUGAAAGGAAACCUUUUGAUGUGCAACGGGAGAAACCAACCAAUUGUGCAGCUUCAACAGAAAAAAUCUACAUCAGGAAAGAUUUAAGAAGUCCCUUAAUAGCCACACCAACUUUUGUAGCCGACAAAGAUGGAACAAGACAAACAGGUCUCCUUGACCCAGGAAUGCUCGUCAAUAUCCAGCAACCUUUGAUCCGUGAUGAUGGCACAGUCCUUCUUGCUGCUGACUCUAAGGCUGAGACAAGCCAGGGUGCUCUAGGCACAUUGGCAAACGUAGUGACAUCCCUUGCCAACCUCAAUGAAUCUCUGAAUAACGGUGACCCUUCAGAAAUCCAACAAGAGGACCAAUCAGCAAGUGAGAUCACUCGGGCAUUUGAUACCUUGGCAAAAGCACUUAACACCACAGAUGGCUCUUCACCACCAAACUUAGCAGAUGGGAUGGAUCCUACAGGAGGAGGGAACAUUCAUGUCAUCAGUAGAGAUCAGUCAACACCCAUCAUCGAAGUAGAGGGACCCCUACUUACAGAUACACAUGUCACAUUUAAACUCACGAUGCCCAGCCCGAUGCCAGAGUACCUCAAUGUGCAUUACAUCUGUGAGUCAGCAUCACGGCUGUUGUUCCUCUCAAUGCACUGGGCCAGAUCCAUUCCUGCCUUUCAGGCCCUUGGUCAGGACUGUAAUACAAGCCUGGUACGUGCCUGCUGGAAUGAGCUCUUCACCUUGGGCCUAGCCCAAUGUUCCCAAGUGAUGAGCCUUUCCACUAUUUUAGCAGCUAUUGUGAACCACCUACAGAACAGCAUACAGGAAGAUAAACUUUCCGGAGACAGAAUAAAACAAGUCAUGGAACACAUAUGGAAACUUCAGGAGUUUUGCAACAGUAUGGCUAAGCUUGAUAUCGAUGGGUAUGAAUAUGCAUAUCUUAAGGCUAUCGUACUCUUUAGCCCAGAUCAUCCAGGUUUGACCAGUACAAGCCAAAUAGAAAAAUUCCAAGAGAAGGCACAGAUGGAGUUACAGGACUAUGUACAGAAAACCUAUUCAGAAGACACAUACAGGCUGGCUCGGAUUCUUGUUCGUCUCCCAGCACUCAGGCUGAUGAGCUCCAGUAUUACCGAAGAACUUUUUUUUACUGGUCUUAUUGGCAACGUUUCAAUAGACAGCAUAAUCCCCUACAUUCUGAAGAUGGAGACUGCAGAAUACAAUGGCCAGAUAACAGGGACGAACUUAUAGUGGGAACAACACAUCUUCGUGGAUCAAACUCAUUUUCAUAGAACCAGUAACUACCAUUAAGAUAGAAAGAAAAUAAAAAAUAGCGAUAUUUUGGUAUGUACAGAUAGUUCCCGUAUGUUAACCAUUUCCUACCUGGUUUCUUCUCAUCUAGGAGGCCCCAAGACUAGCUACUGAAAGCAUAGCCUUCUUUUCUGCCACAAGGAAUAUUUUAAUGACUUUUGAUUUCAAAAAAAAGAAAAAGAAAAAAAAAAAAAACAAGGCGUCAGAUUUCUGAGCAACCUUUUAACUUACUUUGUAUUUAGAAGUUGACAAAGGGCAAAAAAAAUGUUUUAUAAUGUCAGAGACUAGUAUUAAAGAAUACUAAAAACAGUAUCUGUAUAUACAUAUAUGACAGUGUCCUUGGGAAUAUUUAGCAAUUUACUACCAGGGUAAUGACAUGAGCACUUUCUAAGAACUUCUUGUCCACUUGAUAAUGUUAUCAGUAUCCUGCCUGUGAAUAGGCAAGGAGAAAAUGUUCUGUGUCCUUGGCCAAAAUGAUGAUUUCUAUGAAAACUUAAAGGGGGACAGAAAAAAGAGACAAUCACUUCUACUUAAGGCAGAAAGGCAACGUGAGUUUGUAUGCACAUGUUGGUGAUGUGCAUCUUUAGAGUCCUCAAAACUACUGAGGGUGUGGUUUCUUUGCAGCAUGUCUAUAGCACAAUUAGCAGCUAAAUAACUGCCACAGCCAUGGCCCACGCAGGGACAGUCAGUGAUCGUGAAUGCCUCAGACAGAGCUCUUGAUAUGAUCAUGGAAAACCAAGACUUGUUCUAAUAGCUGACUCUGAAUUGCAGUGCAAUUAGUCAGUGAUUAACUGUCAAGAUAGACAUCCAGCCUAUCCAGUAACUGAACAUAUGCCCAGUUUAUUCCUUCCUACUAUUGGCUUCCUAGGGUGAUGGGUAUUUUGUUGGCUUUUGCAGGCCCACAAUAGUGUUGCUUAGAUCAGUCCCAGAUAAGUACCAAGUUUUCCAUUCCUUGAAUUAGUUCCCUGAAUUCUCCCAUUUCAUUUUACAUUGAUGUCCCACUUGGGUUGGCAUUCAGAAUUAUAUUCUAUUAAAAAAAAAAUCAUGUGCUCCUGCAGUUAAUGACUAAUUAAUUGUAUUGAGGUUACUAAUGUCUUUGGCUUUUGUCCUGGAGAAGUGACUCACAGUAUCAGGAUAUUGAUUUGGUAUUGAUAAGUUCUUUCUUAAACUGAAUAGAAUGUGUGACUGGGGAUUCUUCUCUGUUGUCAUUCAGACACCAUUCAUAUUGUUUUAUUGUGUCCUCAUCAAACUGCAUUGAUAAAAUGUAACUUUUCUAUUUGUAAGGCCAGUCACGAAGAUGAGGGCACGGGCACCUGAUGUGCAGUUUUGUUCAUCUAUCUUUAUAAUGGCCAGUUUCACACCUUGGGCUCCUGGGUGUAAGGAUUCAAGCAAAGAAUAUAAUAUGUCCAUUAUUACUUUAAAAAAUGAGCAGCCCUAGAUGAUAGGGCAUAGAUAGAACAUUUAAAUUAACUCAGAAAUAUGUAAAUAAGGGCAAAGGGAUUUGUCCAAAGUGAACCUAGAUUCACCACUGUUCCUUUUUUUUGUUCAUGCAGAUUAAGAAAAAACAUCCCAUAAUGUGGAAUUCAUUAUUGUGUCCCUUGGCAGAAGGGUCUGUUAGCUAUAACAGGUGGCUGUUUGGAAGUAACAAAUAUUUUCUUUAGGUAGCUAAAUAGGUUGUACAGGCUUCAACAUUACCCAUUCACAGUAAGACUUUUUCCCUGGCCACACUUGUCCUUUGCCUUACGGGUAUGGCUUCUUCCUCAUUUUGAUCUGCCACAUUCCAAUAGCUCUCUUUUUAUAACAAUUGGACAAAUUAACUGCCCAGUAUUAUAUACAAGGUGCCAGAGAAAACUCAUCACCCCUCGAAAUCCACCUGUAGUUCCCUGUGCCACCUUGUUAAAUGAGCUAAGUAAAAGCUGCCAAAGCUUUCUGGAAUCUCUGCUUAGAUUCAACCAAAAUUAAGUAUUAGUCACUCUUUGAGACAGCCAUUGUUAGUGGGAAGCUCGUUCACUUAAGACAUCAGCUCCCCUCUUCUGAACUUCAAUUUUGUUGGAAUACCUCAUGGUAUUUUAAAAUUAUAAGCAUUUUUAAAUUAUGUAAAUAUAAAGAAAAACAAUAUUAUUUUUCUCUUUGGGGAUAAGGUUUGUUUUGUUUUUUGUUGACUCCCCUAUGUUUUGAAUGAUAAAGGAAAAAAGAAAUUUGGCCAAAAUAAUGGAGUUGAUGACUAUCUGUAGCAAUUCAAAGAAUAUGGAUGGAUGUCAGUUGUAAACAGUAGGUAUCCCAUAAAAAAUAAUACCCUUUUUAAAAACAGACACACUGAUGAUCAUGUGGUGUAAUUCUAUAAGAACAUCUUUUCUGUUGUCUUUCAAGAAGCCAUGAUGGCUCUGAGCUCCCUCUUGGGAGUGCCUUUAAUCAGUGAUGGCAUGCUAGUUCACCUGAUUCCCAUUUCAUUUGAGGAAUGAGGUGGGGGAUGCUUUCCAUGUUCAUUAUGUUGUUUUGAUUUAAACUAUCUUAUCAAAUUGUGUUAGGUCAUCAUAAGACUUAGAAUAAUGUCUUCAGAGACAAAAUUACUUCAGAUAUGUUAGAAGAAUGGAAUAGAUAGAUCACCAUAAAAUUUGUUUUUCUUUUCUUUAAAUCACUCAAAUGCUAACACUUUGGUAAAGAUUCAACCUUAAGAAAGAUUAGGAUUUCUGCUACAGUGACUUCAUAGUGCCUGAAGAAACAAGUCAGCUUUGGUUCUUUGUUUACAUGAUUUUAAACUUCCUUGCCAGUGCUCACCAAACUUUUUAAGGAAACAAAAUAUUUUAAGUUUUUGAAACAUUCUCCUUGAUGCCUAGGUUCUUCUUGUUUUAUUUAUCAAAGAAUAAUUUUCCAUAAGCUAUUUCAAGUGAAUAGGACAGAAAUUGUCAAGAGUUUAGGAUUGCCUUUAUAGCCUCUUUAUUUUUGGCCAUUGGACAAAGAAAAACAAACUCUUGAGUCAUGACUUCUUUAAAGGAAUUCUUUCCAAAAAGUUGAAUUCAAACUUUGAUUAAGCCUUAAGUUAUGAAAUAUUAAAUCUAGCAAGAAGAGAAAUCGGGUCUCUAUUCACUUAAGUAAUCUGAAUGGUAGAAAUGAAAGUUGUCUUUAGACAGUAAAAGUCAUUUUAGUCUACAUUCAUAAAGUGAAUGCCUUCAAGAUGGAGAGUGCUCUUAACAACGGCCAGAUAGUUUUAGCUGUUAGCUUUUUUCCUGGGAUAGAGCCAUAAACCCUUAGAUUUUUUUUUUUUCAAUUUAUGAGACAUUUUCCCCAGCUCUACACAUAACAUUCUGCUGCAGUGCAGUCGUAUAUCCAGGAAACAUGAAGUUGAUAUCAUUACUGAUAAAAAAAAGUAUGCCUUAAGUUUAAGAAUAAAAAUAAAAAACACCUACUUCAGAAGUUCAUUAUCUCCACUUAAAGAAAGAUAUGGCAUUUGGUGAUAGGAGAAAUGAUUAUAUCCUGUAAACCAGUCCAUAGAAAUUACCAGGAAGACAUUUGGUCUGGGAGAAUGAAUGUUUCCAGGUAUUUUCUUAAAAUCUGAAUACAGAAAGGGUUGCUGCUUGGUUCUCUGAUUUGGAAAUGGAGGAAGAGGGAGAAGGCGGGAACACUUACGAAUCUCAAAAGAAACCUGACCCUGAACACUUUUACGCUCAACGAAAGUACAAAAAAAGUUGAAAUCUAUUGUGAUAUUUAUACCAUGGCUGUCCCUCAGUCAGGCUUCCACUUACUGCCCUCCUCCCUCAGAUGGCCGUCAGGAAAGAGUUUGUUUCCAGAGUCUCAAGGUAGAUAUGACCUUCAUUUCCUUCACAAACACAUGCCCUUUACUUCUUCUGCUAAAUAAAACCUUGUUUUGAAGAUUUCUGUAGAACCAGUGGAUUUUAGAAAACAGUGAUCUGACACUUGGAAUGGUCUAAAUCAUAUAAGAAAAGAAUUACGUUUUCUGAUUUCUUUUAGGUUUACAAAGAUCAGAAUUUCCAAACAAUACUAAGCAUUUUUUUUUUUUUUAGUAAAUAUAACAUUUCUCUAGUUGUGAAAUUUGUGGGUUCUGAAGAUUUUUUAAAAAAAUAUUAUUUAUUGUCCAGUUCUUUUCCAAGAAUGUGAUAAGUUUUGAGUUUGUGUGGGGUUUUUUUGUUGUUUUAUUUUGUUUUUUGCAUUUUAAGGUAAAUUGUUGUGUGUUAGGUGUAUAAUUCUCCAAUUUAGGGAUUUUUUUUUUAGGUUUUGUCAGAGUCAGUGUUUAAUUAACUUUGGGUUUGUGAUGUUUUAGAUGCCAGGCUAAUGAAAGUGUAACUGCAUCUGUUCUAUUACAAGCAUCUUUAUGUUUUAGCAACCCCUUAUAUAAUUUAUUUGUGUUCACACUACAGACCUAGAUUUUUAAUUUACUUAUGGGGUUGAUGCAUAGAGCAAGAGUUUUAUAACCAUUUGGCUGGAUAUGUGUAGUACAUUAGGGCUGGGGGAGAGGGAAAGAAGAGAAAUCCUUGUUCUUCUGGCAGAAUUGUAUUACAGAUCCAUCUUAAGAUCCAAGAGUUGUUCCAUACCACAUGUGCUUAUUGUAGUCAUUUUUUGAAGCCAGGACAGCUCCAAUUCAGAAACAGUUGUCCAUUUUGGUAGACAGACCUCUUACUCAAAAUAGAGUCUGGCUGUGAAUCAUCCCUAUUUUCCAUUGCAGAUUCUACUGUGGAUACAUUACAGUGAUCCCCUAACAUUUCUUUUACUCCACAACACCAUCUCCUGAUGUAGCUUAAAUUGGAGUGGGUUCUCAGUUCAUUAUGAAGUUGGUCCCAGUUGGCAGAGUAGAAUACUCAAUACUCAACUCUACAUGCUUCCUUUGAUCUCACAUUUUCAAACCCUUUGGAUUAUGGGAGAUUCUUUUUAAAAGAAAUAUCUCAACUAAGAUAUAAAUGACAAAGAGAGAAAGCCCUAAUAGAUUUGGGGUUAUUUGGGGGGUGGGUUUUUAUAUGCAGGUUUAUAAAUAUCUUCUUUUUGUGCCUCCCAAAAUUGUGCAUUUCUGCAUGUCCUGUAUUAGGAAUCACUUCAACUAUGUACGUGUACAGAUUUGUAUGUACGUGUGUAUGAAUGAAUGACUUUAUAAGUGUUUAUACCUUAUAUAUAUAUGUACAGUGUAAAUAUGUGUGUAUGUUUAUAUAUAUAUGUAUAUUAUGUAUACAGAUAUGUAGCCAUGUAUUCAAACAUUUUUAUGUUUAAAGAGAGUUUAUGAUUGAGUUGCUAAUGUGAGCUAAAGUGUCCUCAAUGUUUAUACAAUCCCUCAGCAUUGGAGGUUUUCCUAAACCUUUUUAUAUUUUUCUUAUUUGGGUGGUUGGAUUGGGGGUGGGGGGGGGCGGGCAAUAUACCACCCAGGGUAAGAAAAGUUAGCUAAGUCCUAACUGUAUGAGUUUAAAAAAAAAAAAAAAGAAAAACAAGAUGAAAUAAAAACUAUUCCAGUAGAAUGCACAUGUCCAUCUAUUCCCUAAUUAUGUAGAAGAGGAUAAUGGCUUGAGUUCAGAAGGCAUUGGGGAAAGGGGCAUUCUAAAUUACUGUGUUUAAAAUAUGGUCAUUCAACCUGCUUUCUUCAGUGCCCAAGUUGAAGUACAUUGUGGGGUGCAAAACUAAACUCGUGUUGCACUUCUCUGUUUCUCGGAGCACACUGGGAAUAUCCCACUGUCAACUACAGUUGUCCCACCGCAGAUUCAGACAUGAAGAAUGUUAUUUCAGUGAUGUGGACUCAGCUUCCAGGAGUGGUGUUAGUUUCCACGCUUCUUGGUGUCUCAAUCAGAAGGAUCCUUUCAUGCUGACUGUUUGUUGGUGGUAGUGGGAGGAGUGCUCUUUUCUAAGGUUCCUGGUUAGGUUGGGCGUGGGGAGAUGAGGGAAAGGGGAGCCAACAAGCAAAAGAUGUCAUAGAGAGGGGCAGUUCUGGAAGGUGAUACAUAUUUUUUUAACCAGUAUUCAUUUUUGAAGGAGGAAAAAAAUGUAUGAAUAUUUUUACUACUGUUGACUUUUAUGUGGCACUUAUUUUAGCCAAAAUACAUUUAGUCACUUGAAAUCAGCGGGGAGGGAGUUUACUGCCCAUAAUUAUGCUUACUUUCAACUUUGGAGCUACAAAUGGCUCUUGAGAAAUGCAGAACCAUCCCUGUUAGAUUCCAUACUGUGAUGUUUUUGUGUUUUGUUUUGUUUUUUUAAACAAACCAUUAUUUGGAUUUACAAUUAGAAGUUCCACCUAAAGAGAAAACUAUUAUCCACAUCAAUCAUGUUACAGUAAAAAAAAAAAAAAAAAAAAAGAUGGCAACAUUUUGGAAGAAUUCUCUUGUGGAAAAUUGGUUUACAAAAAAGAGCAGAAUCAUACAGGAUUUUUUAAAAAUACAAAAUAAAUUGCCACAGAGAUUACUAUAUUGUUUUGACGUUUAUGAAAAAGUAAUAAAUGAUGGCUCUCCCUAAUCAAAUAGGAGGCUGUGGGAGUUACUGCUUUUCAGCAUUUUAGGUUUCAUCAUAAAGUUUUAAUAACAAUCAUCCCAUUGACUCUUUCUGAGGAAGGAUGAAGGAAAAAAGAGAUACAAAAAAUGAAGUUUUGAUGACUCAACAUAAUUUUUAAAAAUAUCAAAUUUCUUUAAAAGUAGAUUGAUCAUACUGACUGACACCAUUUUAAAGAUAAACAGGACUUUAAAGAAAAGGCACUCAUAUAGUGAGUGGUAUGAUGGGUGAGGAAAGGAAGAGUGUGUCAAGGCUUUUGUUUGUGUAUUUUAUUUUUAAUGCAUAGAUUUUUGAUUAACCCAGGAAGUGUGAAGAUCUUUUUUUGUAUAUUUACAUACACCUAGCACCUAGGAAGCCAUAUUGGAGAGGAUCUGCCAUUAUUGCUUUCUCGGAAUGUUUAUUUUGUGUUUUAGUUAACAAUGAAAUGAAGAGCUUUCACUUUAAGCAGGGGUCUUAUGUAGGAGAAGUAGAAUAAUCAUUUAAAUUACCAUAGCACCAUGAAAAGAAAUGCUGCUGCCACAUAAAAUUCAAGGACUGGACUGUCUCUGGAGAUUCCGCUAUUCUCCAGAAUGCUUUGUCAACCUGUUUUCCCCUUGGUUUUGGGACUGACAACCCGCACUCUCUCUGUAGGCCCAGCCUGGCCUCCUCUCCCUGCUGCUCGCUGUGCUGUACCCGAGGCUGCGUCUUCAGUCUCAGGAAAUAGUGCUGCUCCAGACAUCGGGCAUCGUUUGCCAUGGGACCUUUUCUGUAACCUCUGCUCUUCAUCCUUAGCAAGUGUUGUUUAUGCCGUUACAUUGGAAUUCCAGGUUUCAAACCUGCUGGAGGCUGUUGCUUUCUCCCAGCUCUGUAGAAAUCGACUUUGUAUGCGUGAUGGCAUCUAAAAAAAUAAUAGCAUGUUCUUUUUUAUCUGGAUUUUAUAUCUAAUCAAUGUCUUCAGACAUGAAGAGGAAUUUGCAUUGUUGUGUUUGUAUAUAGAGUAUUGCAGUGCAUGAAUUAGCUUAUGCAUUUUAUUAAAUGCUGUUUAAAUGUGGCAUUAUAUUGUUGUGGCUUAAUACUACUACCUAAAUGAGGUUUAUACUAUUAAAAGUGAAUUACAAAUGGAAA
Messenger RNA from Antechinus flavipes (yellow-footed antechinus), 9726 nucleotides. RefSeq names its product nuclear receptor subfamily 2 group C member 2 (gene NR2C2). The coding region runs from base 295 to 2085 and encodes 596 amino acids. Gene Ontology annotation, biological process: anatomical structure development; cell differentiation; positive regulation of transcription by RNA polymerase II. The record is from RefSeq and is a predicted model, not a curated record. Gene Ontology annotation, molecular function: RNA polymerase II cis-regulatory region sequence-specific DNA binding; nuclear receptor activity; zinc ion binding. The transcript is spliced from 14 exons. Lineage: Eukaryota; Metazoa; Chordata; Mammalia; Dasyuromorphia; Dasyuridae.